This is a messenger RNA of Brienomyrus brachyistius, 2398 nucleotides long. RefSeq names its product ecto-NOX disulfide-thiol exchanger 2 (gene enox2). Gene Ontology annotation, molecular function: protein-disulfide reductase activity; RNA binding. The record is from RefSeq and is a predicted model, not a curated record. Gene Ontology annotation, cellular component: external side of plasma membrane; plasma membrane. The transcript is spliced from 15 exons. Gene Ontology annotation, biological process: ultradian rhythm. Lineage: Eukaryota; Metazoa; Chordata; Actinopteri; Osteoglossiformes; Mormyridae. Bases 523 to 2388 code for a protein of 621 amino acids.
AGCGCACAGCGGGAAUGUGAGGGCAGGAUAGAUUUUCCGCCGCUGAAGAGGGCACAUCCUGCUGCCCUGCUACCGGCUGCCUGCUGAGCCGCCAUAUGCACGACGUCCAGCGGUGUACAGCAGCCAUUCCAGGCUCGGGUCCAGGAUUGCCGCUGCGCGGUCUGAUCCGCCAGUACCUCCAGGCCCCGUGGCCUCCCUGUGCCCAUCCAUCAGGCUGGAGUGGUCCGUCUCCGAGAAGCAUCCCACACCCCAUCAGUUGCCCCUCCCCCACAUCGUGAAUAAGGGCAGUACUGGUCCUAGACAAAAGCAGCUGAAUGUGAAGAGGUGAUGUUGGGCAAGUAAUGUAGAGUCCCACCAACUGCAGGAUUGAACCCGCUGUCGUUCGACCCAGCCACCAACAAUGAGCCCCUGCAGUUCAGCAGCUCUGGCGGGUCCCUGGUGACUGACUGUCCGCUGGAGAACGGCACCGAGAAUGGCAAGAAGAGGAAGAGGCCCAGCCUGACCGCGGAGGGAAUUCGCAGCAUGACCAUGGAGUCCAGCCAGAUGGGCAUGCCAAUGUCUGACCCCAACGCCUGGGCCACCGCCAUGAACAACCUAGGGAUGGCACCCAUGAACAUGACUGGGCAGCCUCUCAUGUCAGAUUUUGACCCCAGCCUCAGCAUGAUGGCGGGCAUCGCUCCCAUGAACCCCAUGAUGCCAGGCCUUGGCAUUGUGCCCCCACCCAUCACACAGGACAUGCCCGUCGUCAAGGAGAUCAUUCACUGCAAGAGCUGCACCCUGUUCCCGGCCAACCCGAAUCUGCCGCCUCCUGCCACCAGGGAGCGCCCUCCCGGCUGCAAGACGGUGUUCGUGGGAGGCCUGCCGGAGAACGCCACAGAGCAGCUCAUCGUGGAGGUGUUCGAGCAGUGCGGUGAUAUCGGCGCCAUCCGCAAGAGCAAGAAGAACUUCUGCCACAUCCGAUUCGCAGAGGAGUACAUGGUGGACAAGGCGCUCUUCCUGUCCGGAUACCGGAUCCGGCUAGGCUCCAGCACCGAUAAGAAAGACACGGGCCGCCUGCACGUGGACUUCGCUCAAGCCCGAGACGACCUGUACGAGUGGGAGUGCCGGCAGCGCAUGCUGGCCCGCGAGGAACGGCACCGGCGUCGCAUCGAGGAGGACCGACUGCGGCCGCCUUCACCGCCACCCAUAGUUCACUACUCCGAGCACGAAUGUAGUCAGCUAGGCGAUAAGAUCAAAGAUGACUCAAAAUUCCCAGAGGCCGUCCGGGUGCUGCUGACCUGGGUGGAGCGUGGCGAGGUGAACCGCCGCAAUGCCAACAACUUCUACUCCAUGAUCCAGUCGUCCAACAGUCAUAUACGGCGGCUUAUGAACGAGAAAGCAGCACACGAGAAGGAGAUGGAGGAGGCCAAGGAGAAGUUUAAGAACGCGCUGGCUGGCAUCCUGGUGCAAUUUGAGCAGAUUGUGUCUGUAUUCCGCGCUGCUUCCAAACAAAGAGCAUGGGACCAUUUCUCCAAAGCCCAGCGCAAGAACCUGGACAUGUGGCGCAAGCAGGCAGAGGAGAUUCGCAACAUCCACAACGAGGAGUUGAUGGGUAUCCGGCGAGAGGAGGAGAUGGAGAUGUCAGAUGAUGACAUGGAGGAUGUUCUGGAGAGCAAGGACUCUGAUGACUCUGGCCCCGCGGCCCAGGUCGAGGCCCUCAAGGAGGAGAACGACAGCCUGCGGUGCCAGCUGGAUGCCUACAGGAAUGAGGUGGAGCUGCUGAAGCAGGAGCAGGGCAAGGCGUCGGUGGCGCCACGGGGCGAGGAGGAGGCCACACGCCAACAGCAGCUCAGCUUCCUGCAACAGGCCCUGCAGGGCAUGCAGAAGCAACUGCUGAAGUUGCGUGAGGAGCUGAAGCUGAAGGAGACUGAGCUGGAGAGGAGCAGUGAUGAGAAGCACAAGCUGGAGGGCCAGGUGAAGAGCCUGCAGGAACGUACACUGCCUUUCCCCCCAGCACAGUCGCACAGGGUAGAAACAGCUGAACGAGAUGACAGAGGCAGUGAGGAGAGGGCCAAUCAAUCCAGUGAAGCAGCUACAACGGCAGUGGUCUCCUGCAGUCAGGAGAAGGAGAAUCUUCCAGAGAAGGGACCCCCCAGCCCCAUCAAGUCAGAGAGAGAGGCUCUGCUAGUUGGGAUCAUCUCUACCUUCCUGCACGUGCACCCGUUCGGAGCCAGCAUCGAGUACAUCUGCUCCUACCUGCAGCGCCUGGACACCAAGAUCGGCACUCUGGAGGUGGAGGCUCUUCUGGGUCGUCUGCCCUGCACCUUCAGACAGGAGCUCACGGGUGUGGGUGCCAGCCUGGAGAAGAGGUGGAAGUUUUGCGGCUUUGAGGGGAUCAAGACCGCAUAGGGGGCGGGCU